CAAAUGCAUGUAUAGAUACGCUUUACGGCCGAAAUGACAAAGACAGUGAUCAUUUGCUUCCGUGAAUAGCAUGACGAUGAAUUCUACCCAAAUUCCUGUCCUUUUCUACGUAUUAACCAUUGCAACAGAAACCAAUUAAAUGAGUUGUUACUAUAAAUAUAGGUCAUUUGCUUUCCAUUUUCAUCACCAAAUUCAAGUUUUCAUCAUAGAUAACAAAACUUAGUAUUUCCCAAAUUGAGAAAAUGGCAGGCACUUUCUUUAACCAUCUUUUUACAGCUUUUCUCUUUGUCAUUUCAUUGGCUCAUUUUUGUGUCACCCCUUCCUCAGCUAGGUCUCUAGCAGGAACUACCAACACCGAAUUCAUCAGAUCCUCAUGCAGUUCCACCACUUAUCCUAGACUUUGCUACUCUUCUCUGGCUAAUCAGGCCACCGUAAUCCGAAACGACCCGAAUCUUCUGGCCAGCGCCGCUUUAUCUGUGAGUAUGAAUUCUGCGAGGUCAACCUCUUCCAUGAUGGUCAAACUAGCUCAGAGUCACGGGUUGACUCCCCGGGAAGUCGGAGCCAUGCAUGACUGCGUGGAGACGCUGAGCGACUCCGUUGACCUUCUCAGGAAAUCAAUGGGGGAGAUGGGUCAACUCAGGGGUUCAAAGGCUGAUUUUGGCCUCUUGAUGAGCGAUAUUCAGACAUGGGUUAGUGCUGCUUUGACCGACGACGAUACCUGCACGGAGGGUUUCGCCGGAAAAACCAUGAACGGCAACACUAAGCUUGCCGUCAGGCGAGAUAUUGUGAAUGUUGCACAUUUGACUAGCAAUGCCUUGGCCCUGAUUAAUGCCUAUUCUUCGCUCCACGGUUAGAAUAUGGGAGAGAUGCUUCAAUUAUAGAUCAUUUACGUGCCAAAGACCAAAAAUAUUCUAAAAUAAAUAUCUGGCACAGUUAGAUUAAUUCUAGAUGUGGACAGUGCUAUAUGUAUCGUGAUUCGAAUGUGGUCAAGUUAUGAACUGUGGCGGUUGUUUAGCUAGUAUUUUGUCUCGUACGUGAUUUUUUAAGUUUUGUUUAGGUGUUGAGGCAAUUAGGGAGGAGACUAUCAAACUCUUCCCAAAGUACGUAUGUAUAUCAAGUUUGUUGUUUGUGCUCUAUUUGGAUCAGAUGGUGUAUAUUAAUUGGAUAAGAUCUUUAGUAGUAUUAUUCUGUUCCUCACUACCCUUUUUUGUUUACCUACUCAAAGAAACAAUUUGACUUGAUGAUUAAUCACGGAAGUGAUUUCAGUCAAUGUGCUGAAAUUAAAUCAUUGUUUGAAUUAAAAUUUCAAAUUUAUCACCAUAGUUAGAACAGAAGGUACGUACGUAGCUGCAUCUCAUAGUCAUACUCAUUGUAUUCUCGGUCAAGUGAUGUACGAUAUAUAAUUGCAGAGCUUUGUACAAGAUCUGAUUCCUCAUUUUGUAAAUAAUCCGUCUCGUGUUGAACUUUUUCUAAAGCC
This is a messenger RNA of Oldenlandia corymbosa var. corymbosa, 1477 nucleotides long. The record is from the annotation of a GenBank genome assembly. Lineage: Eukaryota; Viridiplantae; Streptophyta; Magnoliopsida; Gentianales; Rubiaceae.